UCCCUACACUCAGUCACUGCGGGCCAGAACCGAGGCUCCCCUCCCGAUUUUCAUUAUGGGGCCAGAGGGUUGAGGGGAAAAACUAAAGGCCAUUCAGCUCCAACCAAGCGGGCGCAGGGAGGGGAGCAACUGAGCUCCUACCCCAAAUCUGAGCGCCCCUGCAACUCGUAUCCUGAUAGACCCCCGACACUGCGGGCUGUGUUCUGGCCUCUGCCGCCGACCCUAUGGCCUGGUUCCUGGAAUCCCACCGGGGGAUGCGGACUGUCCUAGACAGGCGAGCUGUUUCCCUACUUGAGCCAGAGCAGCCGGGUUCUCACCCCACCAUAGGGCUGUAACUCGAGCCGUCUGCCGCCCACCCCCUUCCCACUCCACCCCAGCUCUGCGAUCCAGAUCCCUACGUCGCGCGGCCCCUUGUGGCCCUAACCCGACUGCAACUCUGCCAUGGGCUGCCGGGCCUGUCUCCGUCCGGAGGCGUCCAGCGCUGUACAGGGCCGCUGGUUGGGGGCUGUCCUGAGCGGGUUGUGCCUUCUCUCCGCGUUGGCAUUGCUAGAGUGGCUAGGGCCGCCGCCGACAGAGACCACCUGGAGUGCAGCUCAGGGAAAUGUAGAUGCGCCAAAGGCAGGUGGCUCCACUGCUCAGGUACCCAGCCUAUUGACCAUGCUGAUAACCCGGAGACGCCGCUACACACUGACACCGGCCAGGCUGCGCUGGGACCACUUCAACCUCACAUACAGGAUUCUCUCCUUUCCACGGAACCUUUUAAGCCCGGAAGAGACCCGGCAGGGCCUAGCUGCUGCCUUUCGAAUGUGGAGUGAUGUUUCCCCAUUCAGUUUCCGCGAGGUGGCCCCUGAACGUCCCAGUGACCUAAAGAUAGGUUUCUACCCAGUCAACCACACUGACUGCUUGGUCUCUGCUCUGCACCACUGCUUUGAUGGUCCCACGGGUGAACUGGCCCACGCUUUCUUCCCACCCCAUGGUGGCAUUCACUUUGAUGACAGCGAGUACUGGGUCUUGGGCCCCACUCGCUACAGCUGGAAGAAAGGUGUUUGGCUCACAGACCUGGUGCACGUGGCAGCCCAUGAGAUUGGCCAUGCACUGGGACUGA
Messenger RNA from Grammomys surdaster, 1105 nucleotides. It is a transcript of the gene Mmp23b, whose product is annotated as matrix metallopeptidase 23B. The annotation marks the transcript as partial. The record is from RefSeq and is a predicted model, not a curated record. Gene Ontology annotation, cellular component: extracellular matrix. The transcript has 5 exons. Lineage: Eukaryota; Metazoa; Chordata; Mammalia; Rodentia; Muridae. Gene Ontology annotation, molecular function: metalloendopeptidase activity; zinc ion binding. Gene Ontology annotation, biological process: proteolysis; collagen catabolic process; extracellular matrix organization.